AUGGAUCGUAGUUGGAUGAAAGCUAAUCGUUUAGGUGCAGAGUACGAUAAAGGAAUGGAAAAGUUUUUUCAAUAUGCUCGUGAAAAACUUCCUAAUAAUAAUAAGUUUUAUUGCCCCUGUGUUAAAUGUUUGAAUAGAGAGCCGCCACUUUUAAUAGAUGAAAUACGAAAUCAUCUGGUUUGUGAGGGCAUUUGUAAAAGUUAUACCAAUUGGAUAUGGCACGGAGAACCAUCAAACGACAUGCCAAGUGUGUCCGAAAGGGAGGUAGUUGAUGUAGAUAUGGACAAUCGGCUAGAGGAUAUGAUCAAUGAUAUUGGACUAGAGUCUUUUCAGCGUGCUCAUAUGUACGAUACUUUGUGCAGUGACAAUGAAAAACCGUUGUAUCCGGGAUGCUCUAACUUCACACGGUUAUAUGCAGUGUUGAGAUUGUUCAACUUAAAGGCAAGAAAUGGAUGGACGGAUAAAAGUUUUACAAAACUACUUGAGUUAUUAUGUGAAAUGCUCCCUGAAGGUAACAAUUUGCCAAAUCGUAACUACGAGGCAAAGAAGAUAUUGUGUCCGAUGGGCAUGGAGUACAAGAAAAUGCACGCAUGUCCUAAUGAUUGCAUAUUAUAUCGAAAUGAGUAUGAAGACUUGAAGGAUUGUCCCACAUGCGGGAAAUCACGUUUCAAAGUGAAAGAUGGUGAUUUUAAUAAUGAUGAAAACACAAAGCGUCCUCCUGCAAAGGUGUUGUGGUAUCUUCCAAUAAUUCCAAGGCUCAAAAGAUUAUUCUCUAAUGCAAACGAUGCAAAGAAUAUUUUAUGGCAUGCGAUUGAGAGGGAAUGUGACGGACAACUUCGUCAUCCAGCUGAUUCUUUGAAAUGGAAGAAAGUUGAUGAUUUGUAUCCGGAUUUUGGUAAUGAAGCAAGAAACCUUAGACUUGGACUUGCUACGGAUGGAAUGAAUCCAUAUGGAAACUUAAGUAGUAAUCAUAGUUCAUGGCCUGUUCUUUUAAUCAUCUAUAAUUUGUCUCCUUCGAUUUGUAUGAAACGAAAAUAUAUUAUGUUAUCUAUGAUGAUUUCUGGUCCAAAGCAGCCAGGAAAUGAUAUAGAUGUUUAUCUAAGUCCUUUGAUUGAGGAUUUGAGAAUGCUUUGGGAGGAAGGUGUUGAUGUGUUUGAUGGCUAUUCUAAUGAGAAUUUCAAGAUGCGUGCAAUGUUAUUUUGCACUAUCAAUGAUUUUCCUGCAUAUGGAAACUUGUUGAGAAAUGCAUUUAAUAGAGAGCAAGAGAAUGGAAUUGCUCCAAAAGCAUUAACUGGAGAGGAAGUUUAUGGACGGGUGAAGGAUGUCAAUGUUUUAUUUGGAAAGGACCAAAAAAAAGCCACUCAUACAAAUAUAUGGAAGAAGAGGUCGGUGUUUUUUGAUCUACCUUACUGGUGGAGUUUAGAUGUUAGACAUUGUAUCGAUGUGAUGCAUGUGGAGAAAAAUGUGUGUGAUAGUGUAAUCGGAACACUUCUCAACGUUCAGGGAAAAACAAAGGAUAAUGUGAAUGCUCGUUUAGAUAUGAUUGAGAUUGGUAUACGACAACAAUUAGCUCCACAGUCAGCAGGUAAGCGAACAUAUUUACCUCCAGCUUGUCAUACUUUGUCAAAAGAUGAGAAAAGAAGCUUUUGUGAGUGUCUAAGUAGCAUAAAAGUGCCUCAUGGUUACUCUUCAAAUGUCAAGAGUCUUGUCUCAAUGAAAGAUUUGAAAUUGGUUGGCAUGAAGUCUCAUGAUUGUCAUGUAUUGAUGCAACAACUAUUACCAGUUGCUAUUCGGGGAAUAUUACCUAAAAAGGUUAGAGUUGUAUUGACUAGGCUUUGUUUGUUCUUCAAUGCUAUUUGUAGCAAAGUCAUUGAUCCUAAAAAAUUAGAUGAUUUGGAAAAUGAAGCUGCUAUUAUCUUGUGCCAACUGGAGAUGUAUUUUCCUCCUUCUUUUUUUGAUAUCAUGGUUCACCUAAUUGUUCAUCUAGUGAGGGAGAUUAGAUUGUGUGGUCCUGUUUAUUUGAGGUGGAUUUAUCCAGUUGAAAGAUAUAUGAAGAUCUUAAAAGGGUAUGUGAAGAACCAACACCGUCCUGAAGCAUCUAUUGUUGAGAGAUACAUCGCUGAGGAAGCUAUUGAGUUUUGUUCUAACUACAUGUCUGAAGCGAAUGCUAUAGGAAUUCCUAAGUCUUGUCGUGGUGGAAAAUGUGGAGGUAUUCGGGGUUUAAAGCUUAAGAGCAUGGGCCGAGUGGAAGUACUUCGAGCACAAAUGUAUAUAUUGAAUAAUACUAAUGAAGUUCUACCUUACAUUUCUGCUAACAAAAACAUUGUCAAGGAAACAUUUCCACGAAUGAAUGAAAAAUGGGCAUUGAUUGAGCAUAACAAGACUUUCUUAAAGUGGUUUAAAGAAGCCAUUUUAGCUGACAAUACAUGUUCUGAAACAUUAAAAGUUCUAGCAAGGGCUCCUAAAUUUGAUGUCAUAAGUUGGACUGGCUAUGAUAUCAAUAAUUUUACAUUCUAUACAAAGACCCAAGAUGACACUAGUACUAUGCAAAAUAGUGGGGUUAUGGUGGUUGUGGGAUAA
Vicia villosa (hairy vetch) is the source of this 2580-nucleotide messenger RNA. RefSeq lists its product as uncharacterized. Bases 1 to 2580 code for a protein of 859 amino acids. Lineage: Eukaryota; Viridiplantae; Streptophyta; Magnoliopsida; Fabales; Fabaceae. The transcript is spliced from 3 exons. The record is from RefSeq and is a predicted model, not a curated record.